This is a messenger RNA of Myxocyprinus asiaticus (Chinese sucker), 4756 nucleotides long. RefSeq names its product ubiquitin-like-conjugating enzyme ATG10. Bases 184 to 969 code for a protein of 261 amino acids. Gene Ontology annotation, molecular function: Atg12 transferase activity. NCBI's taxonomy places the organism in Eukaryota, Metazoa, Chordata, Actinopteri, Cypriniformes, Catostomidae. The record is from RefSeq and is a predicted model, not a curated record. Gene Ontology annotation, cellular component: intracellular anatomical structure. The transcript has 7 exons. Gene Ontology annotation, biological process: macroautophagy; protein lipidation; protein modification by small protein conjugation.
AAUUGCAACAAAGUAACAUACUAUGUAUUCCAAUUACCACAGCAACUUUACCGACUUUAUAAAUAGAGACUCUUGAGUGCUGCGCACGGUUGAAGUGGCACGUGAUGUCACUGAUGCUCAGACAGCGUUCUCGUCUGCUGUAGUAUUCGAGCUCAACUCCAAUAAGAUGCAACAUAACGCUUUAUGAAACGUGUUGUGAGGAACGGACCAGAUCAGGGCGGUUCUACUAAAGGGUGUUCCCUGAAAACAGAAACUCUAGAACUGAUCCAGACUAUACAGUUUCAGAAGAUGGCAGGUGAGAGAAAUUCUGCAUCAGUUACGUGUUACCUGGGUGAGAGGACCUUCCAGCUUUGCUGCCAGCUCUUUCUCCAACAUUCUGAGACCAUCCAGGAUGGCUGGAGCUGGGAGCAGAUUAAGGGCACUGAUGAAGGCUUCAUGAAGAAGUGUGUUCUCGUUCCUGUAAGAUCAAACAUAUUACACAAUCAACAUGGAUGUUCCAUGCAGGCAGAAAUCAUGGAUCCUCUUACAGAGGAAAUUCAGGCGAAUGUUGAGGAUGAAACGGCUGGAGUUCAGGCAGUAUGUGAGAGUCACGCUGUGCUGAGUUAUGAAUACCACGUUCUGUAUUCUUGCAGCUAUCAGAUCCCCAUUCUCUAUUUCAGAGCCACAACGUUAGAUGGGCGGUCCCUAUCUCUUGAGGAGGUUUGGAGCAAUGUUCAUCCAAACUACAAACAGAGACUACUGCAGGGACCAUGGGACACUCUAACACAACAGGAACAUCCUUUACUGGGCCAGUCAUUUUUCAUGCUUCAUCCGUGUCGCACAGAGGAGUUUAUGAAACCUGCUCUGGAUUUGGCACAAAUGGAAAACAAGAGGGUGAAUUAUAUAGUGACCUGGCUGAGUGUCGUGGGACCUGUUGUUGGUCUGGACGUCCCUCUGAGCUACAGCACGGCCGUGUCUGCUCCAGAUUGAAGCUUCAUUGCGCCAACAUCAACCACACUCUCCCUUUUGAUCCCAGACUGCACUGACACUGAGGAUGUUUAGGGGAAACCUAUGAACCUGCCGAGGGUCUCGGAGGAGCCAAAGAGGGGCCAUAAGUCUUGUUAGGAAUGCUUGAACAUUUCUAAUAUUCUUAUCAAGACUCCAGGUCUUGAUUGAUUAAGUUCAUAGGCUAGCUCGGGAUGGUUCUUAACUUUUCUAAUAAAUUAAGAAUGAUAUUAGAAAUUGUGCUGAAAUGAUAUAUACAUAUAUAGGGAUUUUUUAAAUCAAUAUCCCAGCAGGCAACAUGCUAACCAGCCAAAUCUUGACCUCUUGCUUUAAACAGCAAAAAAGUCAAGGGAGUAUACACUGCUUUUUAGCUAAUCAGAAACGUUCCCAGCAUGUGAAUCAAUCUGCAUGGGAUUGCUGACAUGAGAUUGGCUGACAUGUCUUUGGAGGGUGGGAUUUUGGAGAAAGGGCAUACCAUUUAUGUUAACCAAAUGACUGAAGUUAACAAAACGGAUGAUUUACUGAUUAACUAAUGAAUUUGUUCGCGAUAUAUAUGCUUUUUAAAGGAAUAUUCCAGGUUCAAUACAAGUUAAGCUCAGUCGACAGAAUUUGUGGCAUAAUGUUGAUUACGUCAAAUAAUGAUUUCGACUCGUCCCUCCUUUAAAAAAAAAAAAAGAAAAUAAAUCUGGGUUACAGUGAGGCAUCUACAAUAGAAGUGAAUGGGGCAAAUCAGUAAACAUUAAAAUACUCACUGUUUUAAAAGUAUAGCCACAAGACGUAAACAAUAUGAAUGUUAACAUGAUUAUAGUGUGAUAAAAUUUUGUGAUAAAAUUUUUGCCACGACGACAUAGCGUCGUAAACCCUAAAACAACCAUAGAAAUUAUGAUUUAAACAACUUUUUUAGUUGUUUAAAUUUAGGAAUAUUACUUUAAGGUUAAAAAGGCGAGCAAUAUUUUUCAUUGCUUUUUUAUCUUUGCAUUGCAAAAAAUGCUUAAAAGGAACUGUGUGUGCGUGCAAAUUGAGCAUUUUCAAUAAUGCUUUUUCAAUAUUAGUCUGCGAGUCUUUGCCUACCAACUGCGUAGGUGUGUGUGACUCAAUAUACUUUCCCAUGCUGUUUGGGUAUUGUGAAGUGGGCUGCGUUUGGCCUAUAUUAGAUCUUUAAGAAACCUGAAAUCAAACUGAAACUUGCAUCUUAUAAGCAGGCAGAGUAUAUGGUGUAGUAUUCGUUUUUUUUGUUUGUUGUUGUUGUAUCUCCCUGUAGUCUGAGAUGCUGUGCCAGGCCACAUCCUGAAAUAACUGUAGAAUUGGAAUGGAAUUGAAUCCUUGACUGUCGACUCCCUCUGAAACCUGUCUGUCUGAUCUUUAGUCUGAAACAGAGGAGUUGAGUUUAGAGUCCAGAGUUUGAGAGAAGACGGUGAAAGUCCUCACUCAGCAUGUCUAAAUGGGGAAAGCAUCUCUCUGGGGACUGUAUCAGUGUUGGUAAGGAGGUCAGCCUGCUACCCGAAGCAUCUCGCUCUAAUAGACAGACAAAAAUGAUAGGAGAGAAGAGAGGGAGAGAGAGAUUGCAGUAGGAAAAUAUUAGCUACUUUUAUUAAAAUAUUAAACUGGCCUAUCAUUCUGUUAUCAUUUAUUUGCCCAUAUGUCGUUUUCUUGAAACUUGUGAAAAAGUUUGUUUUAGCAGUAAAGCUACCAUAAAAGUAGUGCAUAAGACUUGUAUACUAUGUACAAUAUAUAAGUCUAUAGACUGUAUACAGUAUAUAAGAAUAGAAGUCGUUAUUUGAUGAAAACAAUUACCCUUCGCCGUAGCUUGUAUUCAACUCGUCAUAUUUGAUGCUCGACAGCCCCAGUCACCAUUCACUGUACAUACCGAACUGAAUUAGUUUUGUACAGACCUCAAUAUUGUUAUAAUUACAUCUGGAGGAGUUGUUACAUUAGGGAAAAGGAAAUUAAGUUGCCUUAAAAAACAAAUACUCCUUUAUUUUGCAUGUUUCACUGGAGGUGUUUGGUUAAUGGAGUCUGGGAAUUAAAUUGGUGUGAAAUGCCACCAGUAGCCUGUACAAGCCGCUGCUGACAUCUGUUGGUCAGAGUAUGGUGUUGUAAUUUACACGCAUGUCCACAACAGGGCGCCAUUGACAAACAGCAACUUGAUUCCAAUCCUCAAACAGUGUUUGGGGCAACACUGAAAUAAUUUAAUUGCAUUAGAUAAUAAAUGAUCAAACAAAGUGGAAUUUAUUUAAAAGAAGGUACCACUAGCACAUUUUUUAAGCAAAUUAAAAAUUAACUAAUUAAUUGCAAAUAUUGCUCAUAAAAGUUCAUAUUUUCUUUGUAGAUGCCACUUGGUUUGAUGUUUUGUUAUGUACUGCUAAAAAAAAUCGCUACGUUUGUGGGGCCACUGUAUCUACUGGAGAACUUCAUGACAAUUACCUCAUCCAAAUUCAUAUUAAUUUGUCAUGUGUAUAAUAUUUGUCAUCAUAUAUAAUAUAUAUAUAUAUAUAUAUAGAUAGAUAGAUAGAUAGAUAGUUUACAUAAGGUGUAUGUAAACUAUAUAUAUAUAUAUAUAUUAGAUAGAUAGAUCUCUUGACCAUAGUAUAUAUAUGCAUACCCUGGUAGAAAUUGUGAAAUUUUGGCAUUGAUCUUGAAAAUAUGACUGAUCAUGCAAAAAAAAAAAAAAAAAAACCUCUUUUAUUUAAGGAUAGUGAUCAUAUGAAGCCAUUUACUAUCACAUAGUUGUUUGGCUCCUUUUUAAAUCAUAAUGAUAACAGAAAUCACCCAAAUGGCUCUGAUCAAAAGUUUACAUACCCUUGAAUGUUUGGCCUUGUUACAGACACACAAUGUGACACACACAGGUUUAAAUGGCAAUUAAAGUUUAAUUUCCCACACCUGUGGCUUUUUAGAUUGCAAUUAGUGUCUGUGUAUAAAUAGUCAAUGAGUUUGUUAGCUCUCACGUGGAUGCACUGAGCAGGCUAGAUACUGAGCCAUGGGGAGCAGAAAAGAACUGUCAAAAGACCUGCGUAACAAGGUAAUGGAACUUUAUAAAGAUGGAAAAGGAUAUAAAAAGAUAUCCAAAGCCUUGAAAAUGCCAGUCAGUACUGUUCAAUCACUUAUUAAGAAGUGGAAAACCAAAGACUUUGCAUGACCUGGAGGCAUUAUGCCAAGAUGAAUGGGCAGCUAUACCACCUGCAAGAAUUUGAGGCCUCAUAGACAACUAUUACAAAAGACUGCACGUUGUCAUUGAUGCUAAAGUGGGCAAUACACAGUAUUAAGAACUAAGGGUACACAGACUUUUGAACAGGGGUCAUUUCAUUUUUUUUCUUUGUUGCCAUGAUUUGUUUUAUGAUUGUGCCAUUCUGUUAUAACCAACAGUUGAAUAUGAAUCCCAUAAAUAAAUGAAAUGCAUUUUGCCUGCUCACUCAUGUUUUCUUUAAAAAUGGUACAGAUAUUACCAAUUCUCCAAGGGUAUGCAAACGUUUGAGCACAUCUGUAUAGAGAGAUCUGUUGACCAUAGAUGGCAUUAAAUCUCAUCUCAACACAUUUAUUGAAUGUGCUCCUCUUAAUCUUGAUAUUUCUUCUGAAUAUCAACACUUGUGAGAUUUAUUACAUCCAACCAGUUUUGAGGUUAAAUUAUCAAAUUUUUUUGUCAUUGGAAAAUAGUGAACCCCCUUAAGAUUGGGGCAGAAGGUUGUUUCUGGUGACAUUAUUAUUAAAUGUAAUAAUUAUUAACUUGUAGUGUUAUUGUUUAAUACUUCCAUGCAUUAAAUGUACAUUUCACACA